Bolinopsis microptera is the source of this 2547-nucleotide messenger RNA. RefSeq lists its product as uncharacterized. NCBI's taxonomy places the organism in Eukaryota, Metazoa, Ctenophora, Tentaculata, Lobata, Bolinopsidae. The record is from RefSeq and is a predicted model, not a curated record. The coding region runs from base 35 to 823 and encodes 262 amino acids. Gene Ontology annotation, biological process: microtubule polymerization. The transcript is spliced from 3 exons. Gene Ontology annotation, molecular function: tubulin binding.
UGUAUCUUACACCAUUCAGCAAGAAAGCGUGGCAAUGAGUGAUAACGAAGAAGUCGAACUGUUGGAACGAGCCCAGUCAAUAGUUAGGAAGGCCUUGUCAGCAAUAAGUGAAGAUCAGGAGGCGGAGAAGGAAGAGGAGAUAACUCUAGACGAUAUCACGAUGGAGAAUGAUGAAGAUCCUGACACGACAACCGAACAUAAGUCAAUAAUAGAAACAGCUAUUACACUGAGUGAAGCAAUUAUAACAGCAGUAUCUAGCACUAGAGAGGGUUCCGAGGUUGAAUCUCCGGGCGACAAUCUGUCUCCAUCACCUUCAGAGGAACCUGAGGGUCUGAUCCCUGACCAGGACAGUGGUAGUUUCAUCUCCUUACACUCCACACACUCCUUACACUCCACACACUCCCUGAAAAUCCCCAGUGCAGAACCUCUCGAGGAGGAGGAUCUGGAAGAGGAGGAAGAGGAGGAGGAGAGGACAGAGGAGAGUAGAGCAGAGUUUGUAGUGAGAAAGAACUUUGAAAACUUUACUGAGUACACCAAACUAAUGAACGACAAAGAUAGGCUGACUGAGAAACGCUUCUUACAGAUGUUACGAGAAUUGGAUCUGGUGGGACCUGGGACUCGGGUCAACACUACUGAUGCUGAAAUAGUGUACUUUAAACACGCACAACAGCGAACGAGAGGAAUGACGAAGGAAGAGUUCAGGGAGAGUCUGACGGUGAUCCUAGCUCUGAACCAGAGAGAAGUGGAAAGUAUAAGUGAAGAGGUUCUCUACCCUGCAGUUCCCGUGCACCACUUCGCUACCGUAUUCAUGUCUGUCAAGUGAAGAGGUCCUCUACCCUGCAGUACCUGUGCACCACUUCGCUACCGUAUUCAUGUCUGUCAAGUGAAGAGGUCCUCUACCCUGCAGUACCUGUGCACCACUUCGCUACCGUAUUCAUGUCUGUCAAGUGAAGAGGUUCUCUACCCUGCAGUACCUGUGCACCACUUCGCUACCGUAUUCAUGUCUGUUAAGUGAAGAGGUCCUCUACCCUGCAGUACCUGUGCACCACUUCGCUACCGUAUUCAUGUCUGUCAAGUGAAGAGGUUCUCUACCCUGCAGUACCUGUGCACCACUUCGCUACCGUAUUCAUGUCUGUCAAGUGAAGAGGUUCUCUACCCUGCAGUACCUGUGCACCACUUCGCUACCGUAUUCAUGUCUGUCAAGUGAAGAGGUUCUCUACCCUGCAGUACCUGUGCACCACUUCGCUACCGUAUUCAUGUCUGUCAAGUGAAGAGGUUCUCUACCCUGCAGUACCUGUGCACCACUUCGCUACCGUAUUCAUGUCUGUCAAGUGAAGAGGUCCUCUACCCUGCAGUACCUGUGCACCACUUCGCUACCGUAUUCAUGUCUGUCAAGUGAAGAGGUUCUCUACCCUGCAGUACCUGUGCACCACUUCGCUACCGUAUUCAUGUCUGUCAAGUGAAGAGGUCCUCUACCCUGCAGUACCUGUGCACCACUUCGCUACCGUAUUCAUGUCUGUCAAGUGAAGAGGUUCUCUACCCUGCAGUACCUGUGCACCACUUCGCUACCGUAUUCAUGUCUGUCAAGUGAAGAGGUCCUCUACCCUGCAGUACCUGUGCACCACUUCGCUACCGUAUUCAUGUCUGUCAAGUGAAGAGGUUCUCUACCCUGCAGUACCUGUGCACCACUUCGCUACCGUAUUCAUGUCUGUCAAGUGAAGAGGUUCUCUACCCUGCAGUACCUGUGCACCACUUCGCUACCGUAUUCAUGUCUGUCAAGUGAAGAGGUUCUCUACCCUGCAGUACCUGUGCACCACUUCGCUACCGUAUUCAUGUCUGUCAAGUGAAGAGGUUCUCUACCCUGCAGUACCUGUGCACCACUUCGCUACCGUAUUCAUGUCUGUCAAGUGAAGAGGUUCUCUACCCUGCAGUACCUGUGCACCACUUCGCUACCGUAUUCAUGUCUGUCAAGUGAAGAGGUCCUCUACCCUGCAGUACCUGUGCACCACUUCGCUACUGUAUUCAUGUCUGUCAAGUGAAAGCUAGGACGGCGUAAUGUUGUGUGACUAAUGCGAAGGGGGAUAACGAGCAGAGCAGAUCAGAAAACCAGAUAAAGGGAUAAAGCCUCGAAAUAUUUGAAUUUGUGAUCUUACUGCUCUUGAAAGAAAAGAUUAAUAUAUGAAAAGAAGGACCAGUUAAACAGAUAAAACAGAUAAAAAUAAACCACGGAUUUAUUUUGUAAACAACUUUUUAUGUUAAGGUAGCAGUUGAUAAAGCUAUAACUUACAGACAAUAUGUAGUUUAGGCUUACCUUUCACAUAAAGUUAGUCUCAUUCAAAAAUAUUGAUAUUUGACCAAUUUAUGGGCCGAAAUCUAUUAAAUUUGGUGCGUAUGCCCAAAUUUGGGCAUAUGGUUUUCGGCUCCUAACUCAGUCAUCUUUUGUCCAAUCUUGAUGAUAUUUCAUAUUAUAUAUGAAUUCAGGAGACCACUGGUUACAAGUAGAGCAUCUAAAACCUGGGUUCAAAUAUUCUUCUAGGGUACAUUAUU